Leguminivora glycinivorella is the source of this 789-nucleotide messenger RNA. Its product is annotated as larval cuticle protein 65Ag1-like. The coding region runs from base 97 to 447 and encodes 116 amino acids. Gene Ontology annotation, molecular function: structural constituent of chitin-based larval cuticle. The transcript is spliced from 3 exons. Gene Ontology annotation, cellular component: chitin-based extracellular matrix. The record is from RefSeq and is a predicted model, not a curated record. NCBI's taxonomy places the organism in Eukaryota, Metazoa, Arthropoda, Insecta, Lepidoptera, Tortricidae.
GCUACUCAUGAAUUCCAUUACAUUAUACAUAUAUAAAGGAUCUGUUUCAUAUUUGUAUUGUCAUUUGGUCGCGUCCAAUCAUACAAUCACAAUAAGAUGAAACUGUUAAUCCUAUGCUGUUUGGUGGCUACAGCCUUCGCCGCGCCCGCCGCUCCAAGCUUCAACCCCGCCGACGCGCAAGUCGUGCGAUAUGACAGUGAAGUGAACCCUGAUGGCUUUAGAUACGCAGUAGAGCAAACCGACGGCUCUAGGAGUGAGGCCCAAGGCUCGCUCGUCAAAGUCGGCGAAGACGUGGCCUUGGCCAUCAAGGGAGUGUUCUCAUUCAUCAUAGACGGCGUCACCUACACUGUCAACUACACUGCCGACGAGAACGGAUACCAGCCCACCAUUGAACAGGGCCCUGGUGGCGCCGUUCCCCCGGGUGUCGUUGCUUCCCUGCUUGGUUAAAAACAACUGAAUUUCGUGAACCAUUUGACCGAUUCUAAUCUUAGGCAGUUCUGCUUUGUAAGCACGUUCGAUAUCACUUUUUGCACCUACUAACUUGUCAGAAUAUCACAGGUGAAAAGUGAUAUAAAGGCUAGCAUGCAUAGUAAUAAUCUGGUAACCUAAAAAAGCAAUGACGUUUUACAAUACAUAGGUACACACACACUUAAACAAGGAAUAGAAUCACACAUGGAACCCAUUCAGUUUUGUACAUUUGUCUUGAUUAGGUAAUAGGUAUUGUGGUCUUGCUUUAAAAAUGGAUUUAUGUUUUAGAAAUAAUGCAAUAAAAUAUUGUUAUUGUUUUAA